This is a messenger RNA of Vicia faba (fava bean), 897 nucleotides long. The record is from the annotation of a GenBank genome assembly. NCBI's taxonomy places the organism in Eukaryota, Viridiplantae, Streptophyta, Magnoliopsida, Fabales, Fabaceae.
AUGGAGUUUUGGGGUGUUGAGGUAAAAAGUGGAAAACCACUCAAGGUUGUUCCAGAAGAAGACAAGAUUAUCCAUCUUUCAUCGGCAUGUCUGGGGGAGAUCAGCAAGGAUAAAGGGAAAGAACCAGUAUCCCUUUAUGUUAAGUUUGGUGAUAAGAAAGUUCAACUUGGAACACUAUCUUCAGAAAAAUUUCCUCAGACAUCUUAUGAUUUGGUGUUUGAGAAGGACUUCGAGCUAUCCCAUAACUGGAAAUAUGGAAGCGUCUUUUUUACUGGAUAUAAAUUCCAAUCUGACGUGUCUGAUGAUGAGGAUGAAGAUUCUGAUGAUUUUGAUGAGGAAGAUAUUCCAAUUAAUGCUGCUGCCAAUGGGAAACCUGAGUUUGAGGUGAAGAGUGGUGCCAAACCCCGUGUUAAUGGAGCUAAACAAAAGAAAACAUCAGAUACAAUAAAGAAUGAGAAGGUUCAUGAAAAGGAUGUUAGUGAUCAAGAUGAAGCAGAAUCAUCUGAAUCUGACUCUGAUGAGGAUUCUGGUGAAGAGAAGCCCACGACCAAUGGACAUAUUGGAAUUAGUGAAGAUGACGAGGAUAGCGAUUCUGAUGAGGAGGAGACACCGGCUAAGGUUGAAGGGAGCAGUAAGAGAGUUCAUGAAUCUUCAAAGAAAACUCCUGUGCCUGUGAAGAAGGCAAAGUUUGUUACUCCUGAGAAGACUGGUGGCCAUAGUGGUGGUGUCCAUGUUGAUACUCCUUACCCUAAGCAGGCUCUAAAAGCAGCUGCAAAUAACAAGCAGCAUACUCCAAAGUCAAAUGGGAGGGAUUACAGCUGCAAACCUUGUAACAGGUCAUUUAAGUCUGAAGAUGCCUUAGGUUCUCAUAACAAGGCCAAGCACAGUGCCAAGUGA